UCAUUGGUGAUUAUUUUAAUCAAGCUUGUAUUUUAUAGUAAUAAUGUAGGCUUGAAGAAGGAGGUAUGGUAGAUUCGAUUUGGGGUCCGUGCUACUACUAUUUGUGUUAAAAAGUGGACUGGUGUUGGUGAGCUUUCUUAGGAUUUAUGAAUGCAGUCAUCAAUAUGGACAUAUGAGGGGAAGAAAUUGGCCUACAUUCAAGUGUGAAUUUGUAUUUUAAUAUUGUGUUUUCAUCCGACUAUCAUUGUUGUGUUUUAAGAGAUCUUGGCCUGCCAUAUAGCCAAGCUAAUUUUACCCAAUCCAGUCAUUUUUAAGGCUGUACUGUUGUCUGCCAGACUAGUAAAGGUAAGUCACUUUUAAGUUUGAGCUGAAACACCUAUGAGUAUUGGCAAAGAAAUGUUAAGGCCAUCAUCUCAGACUCCUGUUCCUCUCUUCCUUGUUGGGUGUAAUCUUACUGCGUUCCUACUCGUGUACUUACGGUAGAGCCCUCGGCCACACGGAAGAAAAGGUUCCAGCUAGCUAGAAACAACACAGGGAUGUAACAUUUUCUAGUGCGUCGGUUGUUUUCGCAUUUUUAAUAAAUAUAAUUGCGCGAGGAGACAUUUUUUAUCAUAUAUUGUUUUCAAAUAUUCCUUUGCAUGAGUCGACAUGGCGACGUGCAUUCCCUUUCAAACCCAGCUAUCCUCUAUAAUGGAGGUUUUGGUUAAAGCAGCAGUGACAGAGAUAUCCAAACUAGUCGAUGACAAAUGUGCGUUUUUGCAUCUCGAAAUAUCCCGAAAGCAAAGCGAGAAUGAGAUGCUGAAAAGGAAAUUAAUAAUGAUGGAGAACAAAAAUGCACAGCUGCAGCGCGGCUUUGAAAACUACAUGGACAGAGGAACUGAUGUGGGGAACUGUCCGCUUCCUACAGGAGAUAUUAAGUUUCCUGAUAUUGACGACGCCACUGUUUCGUUCACAAUAAAAGAAGAGAGUCCAGAUGAGAUGCUGUGGAUCAGUGAUUCUGCUGGACCGAUCGGUUCUGCUGUACAUUACCGGACAGGUAAUGCGCCGGAGAGCCAGCAGUUUGAAGAGGACCGCCCGCUAAACCAUUCCGAGAUCGCCGCAAGAAAAUCAUCCGAGUUCGGUGACUUGUAUAACUCUGGUCAGCACGCGGGGGACAUCGGCGGCCCUCAGUUCACCGUCAAGACCGAGAAGGAGGAGGACCGCUCCCGAUUCAGCCAGGAUGGAUGCCAGCACGGCGCGGGGAAGCACGCUCAACUUGCUGGCGACUUUUCCGUGGACGAACGAGAGAAUCAGCUCUGGACGUCCAUAAUCGAAGGGAAUGACAUCGAUGCUGGCUUCCCUGACUUUUCCAGCGUGGUAGAGGAGUAUUCCAACACGUUCCCGGACCAUUCGGACGUUCACGUGGUUUCUAACGCCGCCAAGUCUGCCGGCGUGCAGCAGUUGUCCUCUCAGAGGCCGUGCAACGGGAUCUACAGCACUGAGUAUCAGAAGGAUGUCCCACAGUUGUCCAGUUUUCAACCCAGAGCUCAGGCUGGCCUGCUGCAGCCGGACAGGCAGAAGGAACAAGCGUACUCGCAGCGAAACCCCUCGCAUGUUGGACACGCGAGGCAGCCGGACGAACACACCGAGAGGGAGGGUGCGGCUGGAGAGAGACCGGCCGUCAGUCACUCGCACAACACCUUGACAACAGGCCGCUUCAAAGCGCUCUCGAGCAUUUCGCGAGGCUACUCCUGCUCGCACUGCGGCAAGACGUUCGGCCGCCUGCACCAGUUCAAGCUGCACCAGCAGAGCCACAAGAGGAAGCGGGCGUUCUGGUGCACGGUGUGCGGGAAGAGCUUCCAGUGUUCGUCCCACCUCAGCAUACACCACCGGACGCACACGGGCGAGAAGCCGUACGGCUGCGGGCAGUGCGGGAAGCGGUUCACACAGCAGAGCAGCCUGAGGGUCCACCAGCGCACGCACAGCGGGGAGCGGCCCUACAGCUGCUCGCUGUGCGGGAAAAGCUUCAUCCUGAUGCACCAUCUGAAACGCCACAGAAUCAUUCACACAUACAGCUGAGAGGGAGAGACGUCUACGGCAAUGUUGCUCAGGUGAAAAAGAUAAAAAGUGACCCCUUCAAGAACACACCAAAAAAGCCUGUGAGCUUUUUUUGGGGGGGGGGGGGUUGGGAUUUGUAAACUCGUUGCAUUGCUCCCGGACUUUGUAUAAUAAUGCAUAUUCUACUAUGCAAAAUCCAUCGGGAUGGAUUUUAAGAUGUUUGCUUCUUUUUUUUUUUAAAUACUUAUAACUAUUAAAAACUGAAUUGCAACCUCAAACAAAAAUCACACAAGUCAGUAUUUUUAAAGGCACCUCCCAAUGCUAGAAAUCCCAAAAAACCAAGAUCUGAAAUGUGGAGUUAUUAUAAAGAAAAAUAUUCUACAAAUGCCCUCUUACAGUUACCUGCAUACUGAUCUUCACAGUUUGUUUUUAGCUUCUCAAGUGGAACUAUGCCUUACUUCAUCUGAGCACUGAAACUGUCGAAGCACAAGACACUCAUUAUUAUCCCCAUAAACUGUCCCCUUUACAGUCAGCAGAGGGCUUUCCAUUCAGUGAAGAAGCACCUCUCAGGUUUAUGUUGUGAUGUCAUAGUUGGUAAAAACCUGCCCGACCAUGUUGUUCCCAGUGAAAUAUUUCCAUAAAACGUAUCCCCAAAAUCCUUUACCCUCCUGUCUUAUGAUUUAUAUUAAAGGAUCGUUUGAAUCAGCA
Molecule: messenger RNA, 2745 nt
Organism: Perca fluviatilis (European perch)
Lineage: Eukaryota; Metazoa; Chordata; Actinopteri; Perciformes; Percidae
Product: zinc finger protein 768-like
Exons: 4
Coding region: 649-2058 (469 amino acids)
Biological process (GO): regulation of transcription by RNA polymerase II
Molecular function (GO): RNA polymerase II cis-regulatory region sequence-specific DNA binding; DNA-binding transcription factor activity
Source: RefSeq, a predicted model, not a curated record